ACUGUGUUCUCACAUCCCGUGUCACCCCCUGAAGGAGACGAUCUGUGUGCAAUAGAUGUCACCGAUGUGGCCACACACAGUGUGACACUGCCCAUCUGCCUCUGUGGGCUGGCUGGGAAUGGGGCUGUGCUCUGGCUCUUUCAUCUGAAAAGUGGCAACCAUGGCAUCUUUGAUCUGGCUGUUGCCUCCUCCCUCUUCCUUCUCCUCACAAUCCCCUCCACCCCCCCUUCCUGAUGGAGGACAUGUCCUGCUCUCCUGUCAUGCCCCUGCUGUACCUGAGUUUCCUUUUCCAGCUCUCAGUGGUCUCCCACUACUGGGGGCUGUUCCGGCUGACAGCCCACAGCUUACGAAAGGACGUGGCCUCACUCUGCAAGCUCUGCUGCUGCUGCUGCCAACUUUCCGAGCGCCUGAUGUGGGUGGUGUGGAGAGCCAAAUACUGGGUCUUUUCCCCUCUUUUCACUGUCAUUCCUGCUCUGACAUUCCUGUGCCCGUCAAACGAGCAGGAGCACUGCCGGGCAGCUCUCAUCUCCAUGUACACCAUCAUCCUGCUCCUCUUUGUUGCACCCGUGGUCGUUUCCUGCAGAGUUGAUUUCAUUAAUGCCAAGCAGGGCUCCCAGCAGCAGCAACCCAACAGGCGUGACAUGGUUAUCGUCCUCAUUGUGCCCUUCUCUUUCCUCCUCACCAUCUGCAAUUUCCUGCAGCAGCUUGGUUACAUCACUGUGUCCUCCCAGGUUGUUUUCCUGCUCUCCUGCAUCCACAGCAGCAUCAAACCCUUCAUCUACUUCUUGGUGGGGAGGUGCAGGAGGCCCUGCACCAUGAGGUCCCUCCAUUGCUCCCUCCAGAGGGUCUUUGAGGAGCCAAAAGAGAACACUGCUGACGGUGAUGAUCCUGCCAUUGACAGGGGGGUCUGGGCCUCUUGAUCCCUUCCACUGCUCUGGUGAAUGACCCCAGGAAACUGGCCGAAGUUUUUUUGAGCCUCCUGAUGAAUCAAUAUCCACAGGAUCACCUUCCCUGUGGUGGUGUAUUCCUACGAGAAAGGGGAGCAGGAGCAUUGCCUUGGCUGAUUUUUGUGGGAUGCACUGCAGGGAGCACACUGGAGCAUGGCUUUUCUCUUCCCUCCUGCAUCCCCAUGGCUCCAAGCAGUGCAGCUGGGCUCAGUGCUGUUCCCCAGCUCUAUUCCCCAUGGAAUGACCCUCAUGGCCUCAGCCCCAGGGAAUCAACUCCAUCUCCUUGGGCUCAGCAGAUGAGUUUCAUGGUGUUUUCAGGGAGCUCUUGCCUGCAAAGAAUGGGACACCUUAAUCCCUGAGGACACACCCAGCACGGGGUGGCAGUGAUUUCCCAAAUCCCUGUGGGGCUGGUGCCUCUGGAUGGCAGGAGAGGGGUUGGGAUCACAGGGAACAUCCUUCCCCUUUUGCACAGCAGAGCCAGUCCUGCAUUCCCAGCUGAUGGGAAGGGACACCAGGUAGGGCUGCAGAGGUGGGGAGGGACAGCAACAUUCCCUUAUCCUUUCAGUGGGAAUUUGUCACAGGAUUUAAUUCCAAAAUUAAAUCCUUCUCAACAUCAAAGUGCAGGGUCAAUAGUGAUCUCCACUGAUCCUCUGUUCCUGUACCAGAAAGUACAUGGAAUAUGGAAAUUCCCAUCACCAGAUGCUUGGAACAUUUAGUUGCACAGAGAUCAGGGGAUUGUGCUGCUCUUCUGCAGAAUUGGGCCCCUCCAUCCUCUGGUUCCCCAGCAUCAGUGCCCAAGGAAGCCCUUGACCACCUCCAUCCUGAACCUGGCCACCCUCAGGAGGAGCUGCACAGCCACUCUGCACAGCAGCUUCAGCCACAGCCCAGCCACAGCCCUGAUUUUUGUCAUUCUGUAACCACCCCACAACCAGAUUUGGAUUCAUGGUUUUGGUUUCUUUCCACUGUGGUGGUUCCAGCCUCUGAAUUUGUUGAAUGAACAACAUCCAAGCUUCACUGCAGAGCCUGUCCCUGUUGAACAGUGUCCAAAAUGGCUCAUUUCCUUCUUUUAUCCCAGUACAAAGCCUCUGGCUGGUCUGUGAGCAGGCCAGGUACCUGUCUCAUACCAGAGCCCUUCCUAAGGCACGUGCCUGCAAAGCUUGGGAUGAUGUUGGCAGGGCCAAGAGCUCCUCAUUCCUCCUGGGAGAGACCUGGGCAGCAGCCACAUCUCUUGCUCAGGGGAAAGUUGUCCCUCCUUUUCCCACUGCCUUAAAACCAGGGGAAAGCAACGUGCCACUGUUUCUGGAAAGGGAAGUGAGCAUGAAAGCCGUGGGUGCUGAGUCAGGCUUUGGAGAUAAACAUGAGGUUAAACACCUAAGGAGCAUUUAUUCACAGAGUUGUUAAUAAUCAACAGACAAGAGAGACUUUGACAUCUGAUAGGGUUUUUCUCUUCCUGUCUCCUGUUUUCCUACCCUUUGGAAAGCAGAAUCGUUCCAUGGUGCAACCUUGUGUCCAGAAAAGAACAACUCAGCCAAAGGGUUUCUCCCAAGGGAAGUGCAGGAGGAUCAUGAUCCUUCAAUGAACUUUUUCUACUUCCCAGCACCUUCUUGUCUCCACUGUCAUCCAGGCCACUCCCUACCUGAGCUUUAUUUCAAAAAAAGGAAGAUUACAAGGCAAAUUUUUCCUGGGUGGCCCUGCACAUGGCAGAAGGAGAGAUGGUAUGAGAUGAUCUCUAAGUUUCUUUCCAACCCAAACAAUUCCAUGAGGAUUCCUCACCUCAUUCAGAAUCCACCCCAGGCAGGAGAUCCCCUGCUGCACACAGCACCAGCCUGUCAGAGCUCAAGGAGCAUUUGCACAAUGCUCUCAGGCACAGGCUGGGAUUGUUGGGAUGUCCUGUGCAGGGCCAGGAGCUGAAUUCCAUGAUGCUUGUGGUCCCCUUCUAACUCUGGAUUAGAGUGGGUUUUUUUAAUGAUGGUUCUCUUCCAUGAUGAUUAUACUUUAUGAUGAUUCCACUGCAUUGUCCUUAUUCCCUGGCUCUGGAACAUACUCAAAAGCCCUCUGGAAGGCAACACUAACAGAGGGGUGAAUUCCCUUGCACAGCUCCCAGCCAGGAAGUAAAUCAGAGGGUGGGCACUGCUGUUGGCUGAGGAGCCAGAGCACAGCCCCAUUCCCACCAUCCCACACAGGCACAGCAGCAGCAGCAGCGUGACAGGCACUUUGCUCCACUGCCUGCUGGCACACUGGCUCCAGUUGUCGUGGCUCUCCUCAUUCCAGCUCCCCUUGGAUGCCUUCCCACAAGGCUGGCUCCAGCAGGCAGGGCUGGCUCCCUCCGUGGCAGGGGACAAAGUGCUCAUGGUGACACCUCUGCUGCUUCUCCUCCCCUCACAGAGCUGCAGGGGUGACAAACAGAGACACCAGAGCAACGCUGCUGUCCCCCAAACGUGGCUUUCCCAUCUUUUCCUACCCACAGCUUCCAUGUGGAGCAGCACUGGGAGGGGUGAGGGUCUGGGAAGAUGGCAAGGAGGAUGUGGGAGCCUGGUCUGGUGUGCCUGGCACAAAAGCCAGGGAGAUACCUCCUGCCUGGAUGUGGACAGGACAGAGCUGGAGCAGGAAAACAAUUGGAGAAGGAGAGGAUUGCCCAUGGAGAUAUCAGAGAACAAUUGGCUUUGGGAUGGAUCUGAGCUGGACUCUCAGGUGUCAGUUGAUAUCACUGAGCUGCUGGAUUCCUUCAGCAGGACACUCGGUUCAAUAUUCCCUCCCCUUUCCCACAGGAUUUAUACCUUUUAGUUCCCUACAGACCUCAAUUCUGUCUCAAAAUCAAUAACCAGGUUCCACCCCAUAAUGGUUGUGGUUUGGUAAUUUGAGAUUUCACUGAUUUUGAGAUUUUUUUGCUAAUGUACUCAUGAGUGUGCUGGGUUUAGUGUUGGUUAAUCACUGGUGUAUUCACUUUGUGCUGUGAGGAAGGAUUGGAAGAAAGGUAAAGUAGGUUUAAAACUUUAAAAGGGUAUAAAGAAAUGUAUUAACCGUAAUUAAGUGUAAUGGGAAUCAGAAUAAACUUUUAGAACACUUCUCCUUACCACUUUUUCUUUCUAACUGACAAUUUAAAGAAACAAAACUUACCAUUUUAAUCAGUUUAGUACAUCUAGAAUAGUCUUUAGUUCACAUAGGGUGAGAAGUCUCUCAUUGUUAUGGAGACUUCUCUACAAGAAAAAUAGUUCUCUUGUGGUUCUUAAUUUUUUAUGAAAGGUAUUUGUUUUGGGAAAUCUGUAAGUGUGAAUUCUCUCUUAUUUUCUACAAGUUUUUUUCACAGUUGUGUUUACAGGUUAUGUUAACUUUUGGGGUACUGUUUUAAAGAUGAGUUGUUUAAAGGUAAAAUGCUCAUUAUCUAUCUUUAAAAUCAACUUCAUCUCUAUGAACAGAUUUUUUUUUUUUUUUUCCUGGGGGUACAGAACUACUUUUCUCUCUCUGUUCAAACGUGUUCAUGUCGAAAGUUGUAACGCUGAUCUCUGACCAUUGCGGGCAGUCACAGCCCGAAGCGCUGCACAGCCUCCGGGAAGGCGGGACGGAGGCGGAGCUGUGUUGGGAAAGCGGAAUGUGUCUGAAUGUGGGGGAAGGAUUACCGGGGGUGGCUGAGCAAGAGGGUACAAAGCUGUUACUAAUGUGGGCAGUGUGCCUCUGGCCGCGCCUCUGGCUGCAAGCGGGCGCCGAGCGCUUCUCCUUUUACCUUGUCCCUUGCUGUGGUAUAAUAAAUUUCUAAAAGUUUUAAGAA
Messenger RNA from Haemorhous mexicanus (house finch), 4713 nucleotides. Its product is annotated as mas-related G-protein coupled receptor member H-like. The transcript has a single exon. Gene Ontology annotation, molecular function: G protein-coupled receptor activity. NCBI's taxonomy places the organism in Eukaryota, Metazoa, Chordata, Aves, Passeriformes, Fringillidae. The record is from RefSeq and is a predicted model, not a curated record. The coding region runs from base 234 to 920 and encodes 228 amino acids. Gene Ontology annotation, cellular component: membrane. Gene Ontology annotation, biological process: G protein-coupled receptor signaling pathway.